Molecule: messenger RNA, 9995 nt
Organism: Dryobates pubescens (Downy woodpecker)
Lineage: Eukaryota; Metazoa; Chordata; Aves; Piciformes; Picidae
Exons: 8
Coding region: 92-8986 (2964 amino acids)
Source: RefSeq, a predicted model, not a curated record
GAAGAAGGAGCGGAGCUGCCUUUGUUGUGCCUCCUUCCCUUUAAAAUACACAAAGGGAGUGGAAGGGCCCUGCAGCACCAGGAAGGGGACCAUGGACCCCUGGGAGGACACAGAGAUGGAGCAGAUGGUGUUCUUCAAGGGGGAGGAGGAGGAGGAGAACUAUGAGCCUUCAGCCAUGCAUAGAACCCCAAGUGACCCCGAGCUGGACGCCCCAGGCACCGGCGACCCCGAGAUCGUCGAGCUGGACACCAGCGCCCUGCUGGGUCACCAGGUGGAGGCUUCUCCCUGCCAGCGCAGCCCCGGCCACGAGACCCUGCGCUGGACGGUGGUGCAGCAAAUCGACUCCCCGGCCGCUCCCGCCGGGCGCCGCGCCGGCAAAGGCCCUCCAGGAGGCGCUGCGGGCACCGCGGGCGGCGUCUUCUCCAACUUCAAGAGCAUCAUCGUCCUCCAGAAGAGCUACGAGUGCGGGGACUGCGGCAAGAGCUUCAGCUGCAGCUCUCACUUCAGCAAGCACCGGAGGACUCACACCGGGGAGAAGCCUUUCGUCUGCCACCACUGCGGCAAGAGCUUCAACGUCAGCUCGAACCUUUACCGCCACCAGCGCGCCCACCAGCAGCGUUCGGCGGCUCCGCCGCCACCACCGCCAUCCUCCUCCUCCUCCUCCUCCUCCUCCUCCCCUCGUGGCUUCCCUUACCGCUGCCAGGAGUGCGGCCAAACCUUCCGCCGCAACAAGGAGCUGGUGACCCACCAGCGGCUGCACACCGGCCGCCUGCCCUUCCAGUGCUCCCACUGCGGGAAGAGCUUCAGCUGGAGCUCGCACUUCGACCGCCACCAGCGCGUCCACACCGGGGAGAAGCCCUACGAGUGCCCCGAGUGCGGCAAGGCCUUCAGCAGGAGCUCUCACCUCUACCGGCACCAGCGGAGCCACGCUGGCAGCCGCUCCUACAUCUGCACCUACUGCGGCAGGAGCUUCGGCAGCACCCUGCACUUCAACCGCCACCAGAGGACCCACAGCGGGCAGCGGCCCUUCAAGUGCACCCUGUGCAGGAAGAGCUUCGGGGACGGACCGGCGCUGGUCAAGCACCAGUGGCUGCACCUCGGGGAUGGACCUUUCCGGUGCGAGGAGUGUGGCAAAGCCUUCGGCGCCCGCGCUCAGUACCUCAGGCACAGGAGGAGCCUCCACGGUGCUGCCGGUGCUGGUGGUGGUGCUGGUGGUGGUGGUGGAGGCGGCGUGGAGAAGCCCUACCGGUGCGGUGACUGCGGGAAGAGCUUCUCCUGGAGCUCCCACUGGGAGCGGCACCAACGGAUCCACACCGGAGAGCGUCCCUACCAGUGCGGGGACUGCGGGAAGCGCUUCGGGAGGACCUCUCACCUCUACCGACACCAAAGGACCCACGCCGGAGGCCAGCCCCACGUCUGCCCCGACUGCGGCAAGAGCUUCAACAGCACCCUGCACUUCCACAAGCACCGGCGCAGCCACGCCGGCCCCCGGCACCCCUGCGCCGACUGCGGCAAAGCCUUCGCCGACAGCUCGGCCCUGGCCAAGCACAGGAGGAGCCACGCAGCGGGGGAGAAGCCCUUCGUGUGUCCCAACUGCGGCAAAGCCUUCAGCCGCGGCUCCAACCUGGCGCAGCAUCGUCGCAUCCAUACCGGGGAGCGGCCUCACCGCUGCAGCGACUGCGGCAAAGGCUUCAUCCAGCGCUCCGACCUGGAGCGCCACCGCCGGGUCCACACCGGGGAGCGGCCCUACCCCUGCGGCGCCUGCGGCAAACGCUUCAGCGUCAGCUCCCACCUCGACCGCCACCGCCGCGUCCACGCCGGCGGCCCGGGCCCCCCUCCCAGCCGACCCCCUCCUCCUCCUCCUCGCCAUCGCCAACCCCCCGGCGAGGCUCCUCCGCCUCCCCACCGCUGCCCUCAGUGCGGUAAGAGCUUCGCCCAGCGCUCGGCUCUGGUGAAGCACCUCAAGACCCACAGCGGGGAGCGGCCUCACCGCUGCGGGGACUGCGGGAAGAGCUUCAGCCGCGGCUCUAACCUAACCCAGCAUCGUCGCAUCCACACCGGGGAGAGGCCUUUCGCCUGCGGGGACUGCGGCAAAGGCUUCAUCCAGAGGUCGGACCUGGAGCGUCACCAACGCGUCCACACCGGUGAGAGGCCUUACACCUGCGCCGAGUGCGGGAAGAGCUUCAGCGUCAGCUCCCACCUUGACCGGCACCAGAAGAUCCACCUGGCAGAGAGGAAACCCUACAAGUGUGGGGAGUGUGGGAAGGGUUUUGGUCAACGUUCAGCCUUGGUUAAGCACCGGAGGAUCCACACCGGGGAGAAGCCCUACUCCUGCGGCGACUGCGGGAAGAGCUUCAUCCAGAAGUCCGACCUGACCAUCCACCGCCGGAUGCACACCGGGGAGAAGCCCUACAGGUGCCCCGAGUGCGGCAAGCGCUUCAGCGUCUCCUCCAACCUCAUCACUCACCAACGGACCCACCUGGGGGAGAAGCCCUACCAGUGCCCCGAGUGCGGCAAGAGCUUCAUCCAGCGCUCGGAGCUCACCAUCCACCACCGCGUCCACACCGGGGAGAAGCCCUACAAGUGCCCCCAGUGCGGCAAAUGCUUCAGCCGCAGCUCACACCUCAACCGCCACCAACGGACCCACGCCGGGGACAAGCCCUUCAUCUGUGGUGACUGUGGCAAGAGCUUCAAAACCAGCUCCACCCUCACCAUCCACCGCCGUAUCCACACCGGAGAGAAGCUGUUCCCCUGUGCAGAGUGUGGCAAGAGCUUCACCACAAGCUCCAAAUUCAUCUACCACCAACUCAUUCACAGUGGUGAGAAGCCAUAUGUCUGUGCUGACUGCGGCAAGACUUUCAACUACAGCUCCGCCCUGAAUACUCACCGUCGUAUCCACACUGGAGAGAAGCCCUUCACCUGUGCAGAGUGUGGCAAGAGCUUCACCUUGAGGUCAACAUUUAUCCAACACCAAGUCAUCCACAGCAGUGAGAAGCUGUACAGCUGUGCUGACUGCAGCAAGACCUUCAACCGCAGCUCCCACCUGAACAGUCAUCGCCGUAUCCACACUGGAGAGAAGCCCUUCACCUGUGCUGACUGUGGUAAGAGCUUCAGAUUCAACUCUUCUUUGAUCUGUCACCGCCUCAUGCACAUUGGUGAGCCGCCGUACAGCUGCGCUGACUGUGGCAAGACCUUCAGCUACAGGUCUGACCUGAACAUUCAUCGCCGUAUCCACACUGGAGAGAAGCUGUUCUCCUGUGCCGACUGUGGCAAGAGGUUCACCAAGAGCACCAACCUGAGCAUUCAUCGUCUUGUCCACACUGGUGAGAGGCUGUUCCACUGCGCCAAUUGUGGCAAGAGCUUCAAGCACAGCUCCACCCUUGCCAUUCACCGCCGUAUCCACACUGGAGAGAAGCUGUUCCCCUGUGCAGAGUGCGGGAAGAGCUUCACAACAAGCUCGCAAUUCAUCCGGCACCAACUCAUCCACAGCAGUGAGAAGCCAUAUGGCUGUGCCGACUGCGGCAAGAGUUUCAACUGCAGCUCCGCUCUGAGUAUUCACCGACGCAUCCACAGUGGUGAGAAGCCCUUCACCUGUGCCGACUGCGGCAAGAGUUUCAACCGCCGCUCCAACCUGAACACUCACCGCCGUAUCCACACUGGAGAGAAGCCCUUCACCUGUGCUGACUGUGGCAAGAGUUUCAAAUUCAGCUCCAACCUGAACACUCACCGCCGUAUCCACACUGGAGAGAAGCCCUUCACCUGUGCUGACUGUGGCAAGAGUUUCAACCGCAGAUGCAAGCUGAACAUUCACGGCCGCAUCCACACUGGAGAGAAGGCCUUCACCUGUGCUGACUGCGGCAAGAGUUUCAUCUGCAGCUUCCACCUGAACACUCACCGCUGUAUCCACACUGGAGAGAAGUCCUUCACCUGUGCUGACUGCGGCAAAAGUUUCAACUGCAGGUACAAGCUGAAUAUUCACUGCCGUAUCCACACUGGAGAAAAGCCCUUCACCUGUGCUGACUGCGGCAAGAGUUUCAACCGCAGCUUCCAUCUGAACACUCACUGCCGUAUCCACACUGGAGAGAAGCCCUUCACCUGCACUGAUUGUGGCAAGAGGUUCAUCUGCAGAUCUACUCUCAUGCGUCACUGCCGCACCCAUACUGGUGAGAAGCCGUACAGCUGUGCCGACUGUGGGAAGCGUUUCAACCGCAGCUCCACUCUGAAUAUUCACCGCCGUAUCCACACUGGAGAGAAGCCCUUCACCUGUGCUGACUGUGGCAAGAGUUUCAACUCCAGCUACAAGCUGAAUAUUCACUGCCGCAUCCACACUGGAGAGAAGCCCUUCACCUGUGCAGAGUGCGGCAAGAGCUUCACCACAAGCGCCAAAUUGAUCCAGCACCAACUCAUCCACAGUGGUGAGAAGCCAUAUGGCUGUGCUGACUGCGGCAAGAGUUUCCUCACACGCUCCAACCUGGCCGUGCACCACCGCACCCACACUGGUGAGAAGCCCUACACCUGCCAUGACUGCGGCAAGAGAUUCACCCAGAACUCCACCCUCACCAUCCACCGCCGUAUCCACACCGGAGAGAAGCUGUUCCCCUGUGCAGAGUGUGGCAAGAGCUUCACCACAAGCUCCAAAUUCAUCUACCACCAACUCAUUCACAGUGGUGAGAAGCCAUAUGUCUGUGCUGACUGCGGCAAGACUUUCAACUACAGCUCCGCCCUGAAUACUCACCGUCGUAUCCACACUGGAGAGAAGCCCUUCACCUGUGCAGAGUGUGGCAAGAGCUUCACCUUGAGGUCAACAUUUAUCCAACACCAAGUCAUCCACAGCAGUGAGAAGCCGUACAGCUGUGCUGACUGUGGCAAGACCUUCAACCGCAGCACCCACCUGAACAGUCAUCGCCGUAUCCACACUGGAGAGAAGCCCUUCACCUGUGCUGACUGUGGCAAGACCUUCAACCACAGCUCCCACCUGAACAGUCAUCGCCGUAUCCACACUGGAGAGAAGCCCUUCACCUGUGCUGACUGCGGUAAGAGCUUCAGCUUCAACUCUUCUUUGAUUUGUCACCGCCUCAUCCACAUUGGUGAGCCGCCGUACAGAUGCACCGACUGUGGGAAGACCUUUAGCUACAAGUCUGACCUGAACAUUCAUCGCCGUAUCCACACUGGAGAGAAGCUGUUCUCCUGUGCCGACUGUGGCAAGAGGUUCACCAAGAGCACCAACCUGAGCAUUCAUCGCCUUGUCCACACUGGUGAGAGGCUGUUCCACUGCGCCACCUGUGGCAAGAGCUUCAAGCACAGCUCCACCCUUGCCAUUCACCGCCGUAUCCACACUGGAGAGAAGCUGUUCCCCUGUGCAGAGUGCGGCAAGAGGUUCACCACAAGCUCGCAAUUCAUCCAGCACCAACUCAUCCACAGCAGAGAGAAGCCGUACAGCUGUGCCGACUGCGGAAAGAGGUUCAACCGCAGCUCCAACCUGAACAUUCACCGCCGUAUCCACACUGGUGAGAAGCCCUUCAUCUGUGCUGACUGUGGCAAGAGUUUCAAAUUCAGGUCCAACCUGAACAUUCACCGCCGUAUCCACACUCGUGAGAAGCCCUUCACCUGUGCUGACUGUGGGAAGACCUUCCAAAGCAGCUUCGACCUGAACACUCACCACCAUAUCCACACUGGAGAGAAGCCCUUCACCUGUGCUGACUGCGGCAAGAGUUUCAACCGCAGCUGCAAGCUGAACAUUCACCGCCGCAUCCACACAGGAGAGAAGGCCUUCGCCUGUGAUGAAUGUGGCAAGAGUUUCAAAUGCAGCUUCCACCUGAACACUCACCGCCGUAUCCACACUGGAGAGAAGCCCUUCACCUGUGCUGAUUGUGGCAAGAGGUUCAUCUGCAGAUCCACUCUCAUGCGUCACUGCCGUACCCACACUGGUGAGAAGCCGUACAGCUGUGCCGACUGCGGCAAGCGUUUCAACCGCAGCUCCAACCUGAACGUUCACCGCCGUAUCCACACUGGAGAGAAGCCCUUCACCUGUGCUGACUGCGGCAAAAGUUUCAACUCCAGCUACAAGCUGAAUAUUCACUGCCGUAUCCACACUGGAGAAAAGCCCUUCACCUGUGCUGACUGCGGCAAGAGUUUCAAACGCAGCUUCCAUCUGAACACUCACUACCGUAUCCACACUGGAGAGAAGCCCUUCUCCUGUGCUGACUGUGGCAAGAGGUUCAUCUGCAGAACCACUCUCAUGCGUCACUGCCGCACCCAUACUGGUGAGAAGCUGUACAGCUGUGCCGACUGCGGGAAGAGUUUCAAUUGCAGCUCCAACCUGAGCAUUCACCGCCGUAUCCACAGUGGAGAGAAGCCGUACAGCUGCGCCGACUGCGGCAAGAGUUUCUACCGCAGCUCCAACCUGAACAUUCACCGCCGUAUCCACACUGGAGAGAAGCCCUUCACCUGUGCUGACUGUGGCAAGAGUUUCAACUCCAGCUACAAGCUGAAUAUACACCGCCGUAUCCACACUGGAGAGAAGCCCUUCACCUGUGCAGAGUGCGGCAAGAGCUUCACCACAAGCUCCAAAUUGAUCCAGCACCAACUCAUCCACAGUGGUGAGAAGCCAUAUGGCUGUGCUGACUGCGGCAAGAGUUUCCUCACACGCUCCAACCUGGCCGUGCACCACCGCACCCACACUGGUGAGAAGCCCUACACCUGCCAUGACUGCGGCAAGAGAUUCACCCAGAACUCCGCCCUGAAUACUCACCGUCGUAUCCACACUGGAGAGAAGCCCUUCACCUGUGCAGAGUGUGGCAAGAGCUUCACCUUGAGGUCAACAUUUAUCCGUCACCAACUCAUCCACAGCAGUGAGAAGCCGUACAGCUGUGCUGACUGCGGCAAGACCUUCAACCGCAGCUCCGACCUGAACAUUCACCACCGUAUCCACACUGGAGAGAAGCCCUUCACCUGUGCUGACUGUGGCAAGAGCUUCAGCUCCAGGUCUGUUCUCAUCCGUCACCAGCUCAUCCACACUGGAGAGAAGUCCUUCACCUGUGCUGACUGUGGCAAGAGCUUCAGCUUCAGGUCUGCUCUCAUCCAUCACCGCCUCAUCCACACUGGAGAGAAGCCCUUCACCUGUGCUGACUGUGGCAAGAGGUUCAUCCUCAGGUCCACUCUCUUCCGUCACCGCCUCAUCCACACUGGUGAGAAGCCGUACAGCUGUGCCGACUGUGGCAAGAGUUUCAACCGCAGCUGCAACCUGAAUAUUCACCGCCGCAACCACACUGGUAAGAAGCCCUUCACAUGUCCUGACUGUGGCAAGAGGUUCAUCUUCAGAUCCACUCUCAUCCGUCACCGCCUCAUCCACACUUCUGAGAAGCCGUACAGCUGUGCUGACUGCGGCAACAGCUACAAAAGCAGGUCCGCCCUGAAUACUCACCGCCGUAUCCACACUGGAGAGAAGCCCUUCACCUGUGCUGACUGUGGCAAGAGCUACAGCUUCAGUUCUUCUUUCAUCCAUCACCGCCUCGUCCACAGUGGUGAGAUGCCGUACAGCUGCGCCGACUGUGGCAAGACCUUUAACUACAGGUCUGACCUGAACAUUCACUGCUGUAUCCACACUGGAGAGAAGCUGUUCCACUGCGCCGACUGUGGCAAGAGCUUCAAGCACAACUCCACCCUUGCCAUCCACCGCCGUAUCCACACUGGAGAGAAGUUGUUCCCCUGUGCUGACUGUGGCAAGAGCUUCACCACAAGUUCCCAAUUCAUCCAGCACCAACUCAUCCACAGCGGUGAGAAGCCGUACAGCUGCACUGACUGUGGUAAGAGCUUUAAAUACAACUCCACCCUCUCCAUCCACCGCCGUAUCCACACCGGAGAGAAGCUGUUCCCCUGUGCAGAGUGCGGCAAGAGCUUCACCAACAGCUCCACAUUUAUCCGGCACCAACUCAUUCACAGCGUUGAGAAGCCAUACGGCUGUGCCGACUGUGGCAAGAGUUUCAAACACAGCUACAACCUGAAUAUUCACCGCCGCAUCCACACUGGUGAGAAGGCCUUCACCUGUGCUGACUGUGGCAAGAGGUUCAUCUUCCCCUCCAUUCUCAUCCGUCACCAACUUAUCCACAGCAGUGAGAAGCCGUACACCUGUGCUGACUGUGGCAAGAGCUACAAAAGCAGCUCCUCCCUGAAUACUCACCGCCGUAUCCACUCCGGAGAGAAGCUGUUCCCCUGUGCAGAGUGCAGCAGGAGCUUCACCCAGAGAUGCAGACUCAUCGAGCACCAACUCAUCCACAGCAGUGCGAAGCCGUACAGCUGUGCUGAAUGCGGCAAGAGUUUCAACCGCAGCUGCAACCUGAAUAUUCACCAACGCAUCCACACUGGUGAGAAGGCCUUCACCUGUGCUGACUGUGGCAAGAGCUACCAAAGCAGCUCCGCCCUGAAUACUCACCGCCGUAUCCACACUGGAGAGAAGCCCUUCACCUGCGCUGAUUGUGGCAAGAGUUUCAGGUCCAGCUCCAUUCUCAUCCGUCACCACCGCACCCACACUUCUGAGAAGCCCUUCACCUGUGCCGACUGUGGAAAGAGCUACAAAAGCAGCUCCGCCCUGAAUACUCACCGCCGUAUCCACACUGGAGAGAAGCCCUUCACCUGUGCCGACUGUGGCAAGAGCUACAGCUUCAGCUCUUCUUUCAUCCAUCACCGCCUCAUUCACACUGGUGCGACGCCGUACAGCUGCGCCGACUGUGGCAAGACCUUCAACCACAGGUCCAGCCUGAACAUUCACUGCCGUAUCCACACUGGAGCAAGGCUGUUCCCCUGCGCCGACUGUGGCAAGAGCUUCACCACAAGCACCAGCCUGAACAUUCACUGCCGCACCCACACUGGUGAGAAGCCCUACACCUGCCAUGACUGCGGCAAGAGAUUCACCCAGAAGUGUCACCUCACCAAGCACUGCCGUACUCAUGCCACUGACAGGCCCACACUGGGGGACAGGCACAAAUAGUGCCACACACAUUCUGUUGGGGUAGGUGUGACUCCCAAGAGGGGCUUUGCAACAGUCUGAACCAAAAUCUCCUAUUCUUGACUGAAUUUCUCCAAGGCUGAGGGCUCCAGCAGGAACAAAAACCUCCUGCCCUUCUAAACACCAAUUAGUGGUGAUGAGAAUAAUUACAGUGAUGAGUUGGCACUGCCAGAACUGCCACUGGAGCUGGGCUGACUUUGUCAGGGUUUCUGUGUCUCUUCCCCAAUGCUUUGGGUCUCCCUGGGCUAAACAAAAGCCUGUCCAUUGCCCAGUUGAGUCAAUAAGCAACCAAAGUUCCCAAACUCCUGUAUUGUUUGCUUUUGUUUCAGACAAGCCCAAAUGCUGGGGGCAUUUGUUAGUUAAUUAUAAUAAAAUAUUUUAAGUAAUAGGUAAUUCUAAUCAAAUGUUAUAAGCAGGCAGUAAUGAUGAUAGAAUAGGGUAAUUGGUCCUUAAUUAGCAUACAAUAUGGUAAUUAAUAAUUAUAAUGAGACCUAAGUAAUAAUAAAUCCUGAAAGGAAUGAUAUGGGGUGGAGUGGAUAAUACAGGAUAAAUGCUUUGAAGUCGUAAGAGCAGAUAAUGGCAAUAGUGCCAGGAGUGGUCCUGGCAACAAUAAAGGUGAUAGCAGCUGAUCAGAGUGAAAUAGUGGUACUGGUGGUACUGAACAAAUAAGAAGUUAUAGGGGUGGAGGAAUUGUAAUAAAAGCAAUUUGGUGACAUUUUCCUUUGAAGAAGGUGUUUGGAAGUUCAGAGGUCAAUGGUUCUCUUCUCAUUUGAAUGAUUUGGGACUUUUUCUGUGUGCAGACAUUUCAUAAGAGCUCUGUGUAACAUAAACUCGUUCUUGCUUUUCUUCAGAGGUUAAUUCAAUUGUUUGUGGUGGGCUGCAAAUUCUGCCCCCCAACAUUAACUUUGCCAGGCCAGCUCAAUUUGGAAGCAAAUAAAGCUGUAAUUACAAGCAAACCUACAGUCUACAAUGGGAUGCAAGGACUAUGUAC